AUGGAUGCAACGGAUUUAAUUUUCAAAGAAUUGUUUAAAAUUAGAUACGUGUUCAUGAGAUUAAACCGAUCACAUCCGUCUAUUGCUCGCGACCGACGCUGGAAGUUCCAAUUCUCAAUUAUAAUGAUGAUAAUAUUCUCCCAUUUCUUCUUUCUUUCGUAUCCAGUAUUCUAUCACGAUAUCAGAUCGGGAAAUUUUGCUAUAGCAUGCUUAAAUGCAUCGAUUACCAUUAUAUGCAUAACGGUAACUUUAAAGUAUAUAAUACUCCUAUAUCAUCAAGAAUCUAUAAAAGAACUUAAAACCGCGAUGGAGAGAGACUACGCAGAUGCUCAGGAAUUUUGUAAUGAGGACAAGGAGAUAGUGGUCCAGUAUGCUAAAAGAGGUGUAACUGUAUGCAAAUUUUGGCUUGUGUUCGGUUUCGGUUCAAGCACCAUCUUUCCGAUAAAAGCUAUAGUACUAACGGGGUAUUAUUACUGGAAAGGGGAGUUUGUAUAUGUUCAUAUUUUUGACCUGACCUACCCACAACCAAUAGAGGACUAUAAGAAUGUUACAAUAUGUUUCUGGUUGUUAUUUGUAUUCAAUAAUUAUUUUGGCUUGUUGGUUUCAUCAAUGUUUGUUGGCUUUGAUCCAAUGGUGCCUAUAUUCAUGUUGCAUACGUGUGGCCAGCUGGAUCUCCUCAGUCGACAUAUCAGUACACUGUUUGUUGAUGCAAAUAUUGAAGAAAUAGAAGAAGGAUUAAAGAAGAUCAUUUCAAAACAACAGGAUCUUUGCAAGUUAGUGGACAGCGUGAACAAAAACUUUUCUAUUCUGCAUGAAUAUAAUAUGAAAGCAACAACUUUUACAUUACCGCUGACAACAUUUCAGAUAGUCGAAGAUUUGAGACAGAAACGGAUUACCAUCAUAUUUGUUGCAAUGUUUGCUGCCGCCAUAUUACAUUUCUUUAUGCCGUGUUACUACAGCGAUCUUUUAAUGGAAAAGAGUGAAAAAUUUCGUCAAGCAAUAUACUCAUGCGGUUGGGAGAAAUGCCCCGAUAGACGUAUUCGACAGAUAAUACUGUUCAUGUUAACUAGGACCAGGAUCCCUUUGGGCAUCACCACUGUGUUUUAUGAGAUUAGUCUUGAUACCUUCGCUGAGAUGUGCCGUCAAUCUUACGCAAUCCUGAGUUUGAUGAAUGCAGCUUGGAAAUAAAAGUUAAUCAAUUAUGAAUAUUGAUACUAAACUCACC
This is a messenger RNA of Spodoptera litura, 1225 nucleotides long. Its product is annotated as odorant receptor 13a-like. The record is from RefSeq and is a predicted model, not a curated record. Gene Ontology annotation, cellular component: plasma membrane. Gene Ontology annotation, molecular function: olfactory receptor activity; odorant binding. NCBI's taxonomy places the organism in Eukaryota, Metazoa, Arthropoda, Insecta, Lepidoptera, Noctuidae. Gene Ontology annotation, biological process: detection of chemical stimulus involved in sensory perception of smell; sensory perception of smell.